AUGUCGGCGUUUGCCACCGAGCUGCGGCUUCAGCAGUUGGAGGCCCGCCUGGGUCAGGUGGAGGAGGCGUUGAGAUCCAUUGCGCCGGCGAAGGGCGGCGGUGAAGACGACCCACUCCGACGCCUCCAGAGCCUUCAAAAGAACCUGGAGGAUGGCUACAGCGUCUCCUCCAGUGAGCUGAUCCAGACGCAGUCGGAACGCUUCGAGGAGGCUCUCUUCACAUCAGAAGGAGAUGAGAUACGCGAUGGAAUUACGACCAAAGGGCCCUGCUACGAGCUUCAGCACUCUGUUUGGGAUGCCUGUCUGUUUAUCGGACUACCAACUUUGAGCAAGUGUGACUCCGUGCUGGCUGGGCUUCUGCUGCUGCUGAACAUGAUCACUCAGAUCGGCUUCGUCGUGGUGGUCUGUCACCGCAUGCUGGAGGAUAUCCUACAGCCAGAUCAGCUAUCAGAGCUCCUCCGAUUCCGAACGAACGUGGCCCACGAUGUCAAAUAUGCCGAUCUCAGUGGAGGUCGUUCCAUGGCAAGGCAAGUCUGCAGCGAGGAUGAUUCCCUUCAGUGGGCGAACAUGCAGACAGGUGUGAUCGCGGAUCUGAAUGACUACAUCUCCAUCGGGCCUAUCUUGGCGCUGCUGGCUAUCGGCUGCUGGCUUUCCACGACACUUCGGGAGUUGUUCAACAUCACAGGCUUCGUCAGCGCCAUCCACAGAUACCCAUCAGGCGAGAUCACCGUGAUAGCACCCGGCGAGGACGGCGACAGCGGGAGCGUGGUCAUCACGCAGAUGUCAACAUUUCGGAAGUUCAUGCUCUUCAUCUUCGUCGCGGUGCCUCGCCUGGUGGUGGCUGUGUCCCUCGCGCUCACAGGCACAAAAUACCUUGCGAACACCCUGAGCCUUUCAGACUUGAUCCUCAAUGCGGUGGCCCUGGCCUUCAUCCUGGACCUAGAUGAGUUGGUGGAGUCGGCCUUUAUGCCAAGAAGGGCGCGGUUCCUGCUGGACGCCCUGGGGACACUGCCCAUCGCUCGCUUGGAUGUCCCAGGUAUAGGCCGCUUGCGCGGGGGCUUCCAGGAGCGGGGGAAGAAUCUGCUGAAACUUGCCCUUCUCCUUGUGGGUCUCUCAUUGGCGUGGAUGUGUUUGCUCCAGCCACUGUACGACCGGGUGCAGCUGGCGCACAACAUUCUCUGCAGUGGUAGGCAAGACUUCAUCUACACCGUCAACGCAGCGACUGGCCUCGUCGAGGCUACAACUACAUUCUCGGAGAGCGUUCCCUUGACUGCCAACCAGAAAAGUGUGCUGAGACUGGCAGAUUUGGAUUUGUUUUCCAUUCCAGACUGGUACGAGCAACAAGCGAUUGAAAAGUUCCAGAAGGACGGGGAACCAGCUAUCCUUCACACAGCCGACGAUAGCGAGGAGGCCAACAUGAAGUUGCUCUUCCAGCUUUUGAUGUUGGAUAAAAGUGAUGUCGAGAAAGCGGCGGCGCGUCUCCCAUGCGCAGAUGACGCAUUUCCGGCUGGUCUUGUCGGGGAUCGCUUGAGGGACAUGACGAACAACACUGUGAGCAGCUGUGCGGAACUGGCAGAGAAGCCGGAACUGUGCGCAGGCAUGAACAUGAACCCUCUGCGGUCUCUCUGCCCGCAAUCUUGUGGUUGUGAUGACCCUAUCACUUCCGCAGCUGCGGCAUUCGCGACUGUUUAUUUUGGCUGUCCUAAGAUGUGCAUGCCACAGAGGGCGAGUUCCAUAAAGCUAAAAUAUGCGCCUUGUACGGACAUGACUCCAGCGCAAAUGGCUUCGAGCAGCUAUAUGAAGCGCUAUUUUCAUGGCCUCUAUCAGGUGAAGCUCGGGAAUGAAGAGAUCGGGAAUGCCAGCACGAACGAGUACAUGAUGAAUUUGAAUAACAGCUAUUACAACCUUCUGCCGGGCCCGAACAAAACGGAGUCGCUGAAGGAAGCCGGGGAGUUCUACAGAAGUGGUGGCUGGCAUCGUGCCAUGGCAGCUGCAAACUUUAUCCUAGGCCCUGGUAUCCCACAUCCACGUGGGCUUACGGGCUGUGCUUUCUUGGAUUCCGAAGAAGUGAAACAACUAGCAGGUGGCGACUUAUGCUUCCCGCGGACGGAUGGAGAUCCGGUCGUGUCUCUUCGCGUUCAAUGUCCGGUGACCUGUGGCUGCAAAGCAGAGGAACGCGAAUGCCCGGGCACUUGCCCAACAGACUAG
Symbiodinium necroappetens is the source of this 2208-nucleotide messenger RNA. The record is from the annotation of a GenBank genome assembly. NCBI's taxonomy places the organism in Eukaryota, Dinophyceae, Suessiales, Symbiodiniaceae.